AUGCCAAAACCCCUGGUCCUCAGGUAUGCCCACAUCGGCAGUUCCAUCGACACGGGUGCCUCUGCGAAAAAGGAGAAGCUCCACUCCGCCAACGUGACGGCGAAGCGCAAAGACGAGAUCUUCAAGCGCAUUCGGCCCAUCACCUUGGUGCGGCUGCUGCAAGAGCGAGAGGUCUCCGAGUCCGUCUACGCCCUGGGCCCGGGCUGUGGCGAUGCCCGCUUCACGGACGGGGCCUCCUCGGUGAUCGCCUCCAAGGGCCCGGUGCCGGUGCCGCCCAGUAUGGCGUCCGUGACGUCUGUGGCGGGGGAUCGCUGUUCUGAUUUUUUCAGUGGUAUUCUUGGAGGCGUGGAGAUCUCUGAAACCAAAGCGAUGUGGUUCCCCAUAGUUCUGCAGGCGUUGUCGAAGCACGUGCACCGCUCGGACCACCGCGAGGGCAUGGCGAAGAACGGGCGAACGUUCACGUGGCGACGGAAGACCAAGGCCUCGCCGACGCCACGCCACGCCGUGGACAACGGAGCCGACGGCGGGCUGAGUCCGCAGACCACGUCGCGGCGGGCGCGCUGUGGCCAGGCGCUGCCCGAGUGGUUGCAGGUGGCGCGGUCGCCGCAACGCAUACUGCGGAUGGAGAAGAAAGAUGCCUGCGAACGCUGGCUGAAGAAUGUGAACAGAUUUGUGGAGAAACAAUCCGAGGACGAGGUCGUUGCUUCACCGCGCCUAGCCCCCUUGGCCACCACCGUCCCCGGCCGCCCCUGGCGCCGUUCCAAGACGGCCUCCCGCGGCCGGUCCCCGGGGCGGUACCGGGAAGGGCCGCCGCGAACUGCCCCGCUGCCGAAGGUCACGUUCAAAGGCUCGGAUCCCCUGAAGGAGGCCUGGAUUAGUUGGGAUUUCAUUCAGCACAUGCCCGAGCACAUCGGUUACCUCCUGCGCCGCUCGGGCUCGGAGGAGGAGUUCACUGAGCGCGCGGAGGGCUCCGGGGGAAGCCAGCGGCAGUCGGUGGUGAGCAUUGUGGAGACCGACGCGACGGUUUCAGAGGAGCGGGAUUUGGUUCUGCUGGAUGUGAGGGAAGCAGAUGAGUUCGAGCAAUGUCAUUUGCCGCUGGCCGUCUCCUUUCCCGCGCCCAAGAUCAACAGGGACCAAUUCAUCCCUGAACUGAUGAGAUGCAAACGAGAACCCUCCAAGCUCUUAGUCAUCUAUGGUGCCAACGAACAGGCGACCAUCGGGGUGGCCCGCUUAUUGGUGGAGAAGGCACCAUCCCUGAGCGGCCUCCGACCACCAGUACGGUCCGCUCCGGGCGAGGGCUUCCCAGCUGCGACGCUGAGUGAAGCUGGGAAUUCAAUAGGAUCAAGUGCUAUGGCCAGUGUCCCAAUCGCCCCUGAAAUUUCUCAACGACUGGAAUUCGUUGCGUCGAAAGAGUUUGCUGUUUUCAUGCUUUUUGUUGAUGAAGAAGCCUCCAUCAUCUUGGUAGCCACAGCACCCGGCGAACUGAUGAGUCGCGUGCGAGAAUUGGAAACGGCGCAGAAGAACGAGGAACGCCAGAAGAAGCUGGCUGAGCGCAAGAAAGCCCAGGAGUUGCGAGAGGCCAAGAAGAAGUUGAGCAAAGAAUUGCAGCAGGCCCAGCGACAGUUGACCAAGAGCGAGCAGGAGGUGAACAAGUUGAACGGCCAACUUCAGCGUACAGAGCAGCAAGCGCAGCAAGCAACGGUCAAGAAGAACCGUGAAGGCGAAAAGCACGAGGAAGGCAUUGGUCGCAUCAGGACGAAGCACGGCAAGGUGGGCGGCGUGCUGCGGGAAAAGAUGGCGAACGUGGGCCAGGCGCGCGGACGCUUGGCGCACGUCCAAUUCGCGCUGUCCAUGUUGGAGAAGGGCGUGAUCAUCCAAGUGGGUGAAGACCACAACCUGCCGCAACCCGCCUCCGCCGCGGCGCCGCCACAACGCCGCCGCCGCCGCGUGAGCGUGGGCAUUGGCGAGGACGGCCAACCCAUCGAGGUGGAAGAAGAGUACGAUGAGACCGCCGAGGAGGGCGAUCCGCACACCGAAGGCGAAGAGACGUAUCUCACCGCGGACAUGCGCGAAGAGUUUGAGCAGCUGAAGGAGGAGAACCGCCGCCUGCGCGAACAUCUGGCCGACUCGGAUCAGCGCUGCGUCACGGCGGUGCAGCUGCUCCAACAGGCACAGGAUGUGUUGGAAUCGCGCGGUGGAAUGGACACCUCUGAAUUGAAGCUGCGCAUGGAGGAGAAACCCUUGGAACUCACCAUGGAGACUGCCAGCACCAUGCACAGCAGCCGUGAAGAAAGCUGCCAGCCCUCCCCCACCGCCCCAUUGGAUGCACGCCCUGCCACACAGCCAGCCCUCCAUGUGCAGCCGCCCAAUCUGCCAGCUGCGCCCAUGGGACCCAUGCCGAUGUUGGGUCCGGAUGGCUUGCCAUUGCCCAACUUGUUGGGAGGACAGCGCCCCACUGAGAAGCGCAUCUUCUACGCAGGCUCCACCCUGGGUCCCAAUCGCAUGGUCAGUGGCCCUCCCCUUGCGGGCAUGCCAAACCCCUUUGGCUAUCAGCCCAUGCAGUUGCCACAGGACCACACCAUGCCGCAGCCCUUGGGUGCGACGCUUUUGGCCUCCGCCAGCACCCCGGCCAUUCGACCCAUGAAGAUGCCCUUGGGACAGGAGCCCGUCGCCGUGCCAGCCAUGCGGCAACCAAUGCCGGUGCCGGGGUUUGGUGUUGGGGGAUGGUGGUAA
Molecule: messenger RNA, 2733 nt
Organism: Cladocopium goreaui
Lineage: Eukaryota; Dinophyceae; Suessiales; Symbiodiniaceae
Source: the annotation of a GenBank genome assembly